Messenger RNA from Gordionus sp. m RMFG-2023, 967 nucleotides. RefSeq names its product ubiquitin-conjugating enzyme E2-17 kDa. The transcript has 6 exons. Bases 110 to 553 code for a protein of 147 amino acids. Gene Ontology annotation, cellular component: nucleus. Lineage: Eukaryota; Metazoa; Nematomorpha; Gordioida; Chordodea; Parachordodidae. The record is from RefSeq and is a predicted model, not a curated record. Gene Ontology annotation, biological process: protein polyubiquitination. Gene Ontology annotation, molecular function: ubiquitin conjugating enzyme activity.
UUUAAUUUGUAAUUGGUUUCCGCCAUCUUUUACUUUUUUAAAUACUUUAUUCGUAUUGUUUGGCUUGGUUGUUUCUUGUUUAGGUUGUAUCAAAUCUAAUAGAAUAAAAAUGGCAUUAAAAAGAAUAAAUAAAGAAUUACAGGAUUUGGGAAGAGAUCCUCCUGCUAGCUGUUCAGCCGGACCGGUCGGAGAUGAUUUGUUUCACUGGCAAGCUACUAUCAUGGGACCUCCAGAUAGUCCAUAUCAAGGAGGCGUUUUCUUUUUAACUAUUCAUUUUCCUACAGAUUAUCCAUUCAAACCACCAAAGGUUGCUUUUACCACUCGUAUAUAUCACCCUAAUAUAAAUAGUAAUGGCAGUAUAUGCCUAGAUAUUUUACGUUCUCAAUGGUCACCAGCAUUAACGAUAUCUAAAGUUUUACUAUCGAUAUGUUCGCUAUUAACGGAUCCAAACCCUGACGAUCCUUUGGUGCCAGAAAUCGCACGCAUUUAUAAGACUGAUCGCACCAAGUACAAUGAAACUGCACGCGAAUGGACACGAAAAUACGCCAUGUGAAUACAUACCAUACACUAACGAAACCUCCUCUUACGCUCUCUUAUCUCUUAUAUGAUUUGGCAUUUAUAAUUUGACAUUUUGUAUUCUUAUUUUUUGUCAUAAAUGCACGAAUUAUAUAUAUAAAUAUUAGCUAUCACGAAACCUUAAACGCCUGUCUACCUAUUUCGAUAGAGGUCAUGUUAUUGAUUAUUUAAAUUUUAGCUAUUUAUUUAUUAUUUUAAAUUAUAAUAACACGGUUUGCAUUAAUUAAGAUAAGGAGUCAUAAACAAAUACCUUUUUAUCCCUUCAAAACAUGUCAAUAUUUUUUAAAUGACAAAAUAAAAACCCUAUAAUUUUUUUGUAAAGAACUUAAUUUGAUUUUAUGUUUUGUCCUAAUAUAUUUAAAUAUACAUGAAUAAAUAACAUCAGGAUAUU